CGCUCGGUCUAGCGCGUUUGACUCUCAUGCAUAUGUAAGAGUCUGUCCUCAUCACUUAACCCGAUUGGCCAGUGCAGAGCAGCUCGGCUCCUGAUUGGCUGCAUGUGUAAUACCUUCGCUCUUUUUAGAAGAUUUGGUGAUUGUCAGUGAGGCGCGCUGUGAGGUCUGAGCUUCUGCUGCUCACCUACUGAGGGAACUUGGGCUGAGAGGUUCUCUAGGGUUCUGCUGUGUUUUUCCUCAGUGCACCAGUGUGUGUGUGUGUGUGUGUGUGUGUGUGUGUGCGUGUGCGUGUGUGUUUGGGAAUGACCGUAGCUCCACUUGCGCUAUGUAGACGCGUCGUUUUCGCUCCGCGCGCGCCGGAUUUACCCUCAGGAUGUUCUGUACCAAAUUGAAGGAGCUGAACAUUUCAGCCGAGUGUCCGUUUUCAGUGCUGGUUGGAAAUGAAGAUCCAGAGGAAAGAGAUGAGAGAGAAGAUCCAGAGGAGAGCAGAGCUCACAGCUCACCGCACAUCGCAAACGUCGCACCGAAACGCAAAACGAGUCGCAAUAAAGUUAAUCUGCAUUCACUGGGAGAGAGCAUCCGCAAACUGGUGUGUCCUGAGUUUGAGAAGCUGCGGAUUGCGAUGUCCAGAGUGAUGAAGCAGCAGUCACACUCCACAUGUCCUGCUCAACACACCACAGAUGUUUAUCAGCUCCUGGAUGAACCUGAGCACUUGCUGGAUGUCAUGAAGAGUUACUCAGUGAAAGCAGGAAUUCCUCUGGACUCUCUGAAGCUCGAUCUGGGCUCAGAGGUUUUCCGUGACUGCUAUGACGAAGAUGGUCAUGUGCUUCGUGUGGUGGGCGGAGCCCUACAUGACUUCCUAAACAGCUUCAACGUCCUCCUGAAGCAGAGCACGCCGCCCACAGCUGAGGCCCGUUGUCACGUGGCCCAGGCCUCUGUGCUGUGCCUGGACAAAGACCCUGGUCUCCUGACGGUCUACUACUUUAACCCUCAUACCUCCACCGAGCUCUUCUUCCCAGGCAUCAUCCAGGCGGCGGCUCACUUCCUGUACGGCAUCCACGUGGAUGUCAAGAUGGACUCCGAGCUAAAAGAGGGUGGAGGUGUUCAUGACAAUCAUCAGCCCUACCUAUUGUACUCCAUUGUGGUGAGAGACGCCAGGAGCCUGACGCCCAGCCCCAUGAGGACACACUCAUCCGGUCACAUCGCCCUGUCUUUGCUCUACUCCACCUUCCCCUUCCACAUCCUGUUAGAUCAGGAGAUGAUGGUGCUGCAGAUGGGAGAUGGGCUGAGGAGGAGAUUAUGGCGUGGCAGGGAGGGGCAGAGGAGACCAGCGUUUGAAGAGCACUUUGCCAUUGUGAUGCCUGAGAUCCAGGCAGACUUCCAGGGAAUCCUCACCAUGCUGAACACACAGUUCAUCCUGCGGGUGAAGCAGCAUGGAGGUGGCGCCACACUCGGCUACGGGAAGCACAUGGACCUGAAAGGUCAGAUGAUCUUCAUGUCCGAGUCGAAUGCAGUGCUGUUCCUGGGCUCGCCCUGCGUGGACCGUCUGGAAGAGCUGACAGGACGUGGCCUUUAUCUAUCCGACAUCCCGAUCCACAACGCCCUGCGUGACGUGGUGCUAGUGGGCGAGCAGGCCAAAGCGCAGGACGGCCUAAAGAAGCGUCUGGGGAAAGCAAAGGCGGCUUUGGAGCAGGCUCAUCAGGCCCUCGAGGAAGAGAAGCGCAAAACCGUUGAGCUGCUCUUCACCAUCUUCCCUGGGAACGUGGCCCAGAGGCUGUGGCAGGGGCUCCCGGUCCAGGCCAAGAAGUUUGACGCCGUCACGGUGCUGUUCUCAGACAUCGUGGGCUUCACGGCUAUCUGCUCGCGCUGCACGCCCAUGCAGGUGGUGGACAUGCUGAGUGCUCUGUACACUCGCUUUGACCAGCACUGCGGAGAACUCGAUAUCUACAAGGUGGAGACGAUUGGAGAUGCGUACUGUGUUGCUGGAGGUCUGCAUAAGGAAAGUCCGACCCAUGCUGUACAGAUCGCUCUGAUGGCCCUGAAGAUGAUGGAGCUCUCUGAUGAAGUCACAACUCCAAUGGGUGAUGCCAUCAGGAUGCGGAUCGGUGUUCAUUCAGGUUCGGUUCUGGCGGGUGUGGUCGGGGUGAAGAUGCCUAGAUACUGUCUCUUUGGAAACAAUGUCACAUUAGCCAACAAGUUUGAGUCCUACAGCCUUCCGAGGAAAAUCAACAUCAGUCCCACAACUUACAGAUUACUGAAAGGUCGUCCCGAGUUCACAUUUAUCCCACGCUCCAGAGAUGAACUUCCACCAAACUUCCCAGUUGACAUUCCAGGUAUUUGUUACUUCCUGGAGUCGGCCAUCUGCAGGACGAGUGAUGUGAGUGUGGAUAAUUUCCCUGUGGUGGUGGACAGCGUACAGUAAUGUACAGGAAGUGGAUAUGAGCCAGCAGGAGAACCAAAUCCUCUGAUACAAGUGUUUCAAAACCUGGGGAUCAGUACGUUCAGAGUCAAUCUGUGCUUAAACACUGGAUUAGUUUCUCCAGCUGUUUAAUAAACCUCUUGCAGAACAUCUACAGUGUUACCCCCUCCACAUCUACAGUGUCACCCCAUCCACAUCUACUGUGUUACCCCCCUAUCCACAUGUACAGUGUUACCCCUAUACACAUCUAAAGUGUUACUCCUAUACACAUCUACAGUGUUACACCCCGAUCCACAUCUACAAUGUUACCCCCCUCCACAUCUACAGUGUUAACCCCCAUCCACAUCUACAGUCUUACUCCCCCAUCCACAUCUACAGUCUUACUUCCCUAUCCACAUCUUAAGUGUUACCCCUAUACACAUCUACAGUGUUACUCCCCUAUCCUAAUCAACAGUGUUACCCCCAUCCACAUCUACAGUGUUACCCCCAUCCACAUCUACAGUGUUACCCCCAUCCACAUCUACAGUGUUACCCCCUCCACAUUUACAGUGGUAUCCCAAUAUCCACGUUUAAAAUGUUACCCCCAUUCACAUCUACAUUGUUACCUCCAUCAGCAUCUGCAGUAUUUCCCCGACUCACCAAUUACUCAAUUACACCAGAUCAUACCAGAUCAUACCAGAUCACCGUCCAGAUCACACCAAAUUACACUAAAUUACACCAGGGCAAACCAGACAAUAACAGAUCAUACCAGAUCACACCAAAUUACUCCAGAUCACACACCAUUUCACAUCAGAUCACACCAAAUUACCCCAGAUCACACACCAGAUCACAUAAGAUCACACAAAAUAACUCCAGAUCACACACCAGAUCACAUCAGAUCACACCAAAUUACUCCAGAUCACACACCAGAUCACACUAGAUGCCACCAGAUCACAUCAGAUCACACACCAGAUCACAUCAAAUGACAUCUGAUACCACACCAAAUAAGUUAUUGUCAUCAUGACUCUCAUCCCGGUGACUCAAUGAGGAACAUUUCCAUGAUCUUGUCCCUGCUGUCUCUCUGUCAUAUGACCUCACGCUGCAGCACCUGCUUCACUGUUACUGAGUCUGUGCCUCACUUAUACUUAUUCACCUGCUCUAAUUCACUUCAUUACACACACACACACACACACACACACACACACACACACACACACACACACACACACUGCUGUGCAUAUUGGGUAAAGAGGCAGAUUCUUGUAGCAGCGGUUGUUGUGACCAUUAGCAGAAGUUAGAUAGUUCACUAAGAUGGACUCCC
Messenger RNA from Silurus meridionalis, 3719 nucleotides. RefSeq names its product guanylate cyclase 1 soluble subunit alpha 1 (gene gucy1a1). The record is from RefSeq and is a predicted model, not a curated record. Gene Ontology annotation, molecular function: heme binding; guanylate cyclase activity. The coding region runs from base 374 to 2422 and encodes 682 amino acids. Gene Ontology annotation, biological process: cGMP biosynthetic process; response to oxygen levels. Gene Ontology annotation, cellular component: guanylate cyclase complex, soluble. Lineage: Eukaryota; Metazoa; Chordata; Actinopteri; Siluriformes; Siluridae. The transcript is spliced from 8 exons.